This is a messenger RNA of Labrus mixtus (cuckoo wrasse), 3219 nucleotides long. Its product is annotated as probable C-mannosyltransferase DPY19L4. Gene Ontology annotation, molecular function: mannosyltransferase activity. Gene Ontology annotation, cellular component: nuclear inner membrane. Lineage: Eukaryota; Metazoa; Chordata; Actinopteri; Labriformes; Labridae. The coding region runs from base 254 to 2545 and encodes 763 amino acids. The transcript is spliced from 19 exons. The record is from RefSeq and is a predicted model, not a curated record.
UUCACAACUUCCGCUACAGCCGUAACUGUAGUCCUCAGAGAAGAGGUUCCCUACACAUCACAAAAACGGAAACUAUGCGUUUGCAGCUGUGAAAGAAAGUUAAGAGCAAGAAGAGCCGGAAGAGAAACGGAAGCUUAUCAAAGCGUGAUAGUAUUUAUGUGAGCAUCUCCUGUGUUAUGCUAACUGCUCGUUAGCUAGCAUGCUGCGGUCUGAAAACAACAGACACCUUCUCUCGGAUUAAUUACAUCUCGUCAUGACCGAUUUAAGAUGUCGUAAAACAGAGACUUUGGAGGAGGAAAAGGAAGAGGACGAGCCCAAAGAGCACACUUCACAUGUUAAUGGACCGCUGAACACAGAGGAGGACGGGACAGAGUCCACUGAUGGAGCAGAAGAAAAGCAGCAGAAAGAUGAAGGUGAAGAAGAAGAAGAAGAGACUGGAGAUAAAGAAGUAAACAAACUAGAGUCAGCUGUUAAAGGAGCCAAAUGGACUUCUGCAUCAGGUUUCUUGCAGCGUCUAGUGAGAGUGUUCUUCGGAUGUCUGGCUGCAGUUGCCUGCGGGAUCCUUUAUGCGUUUUUUCUGUCUACAUAUCAUGACAGGAAGUUCUGGUUUUCCACUCGACAGGAGCUGGAGCGUGAAAUCACCUUCCAAGAAGGCAGCGGGCUCUAUUAUUACUAUUACAAGCACAUGCUCGCAGCACCGUCUUUUGAAAGAGGGUUUUAUGAGUUGACGCUGGAUAACAACACAGUUUCAGGUCAAACCAUCAACGCAGUGGAACGUCUGUCUCUGUUUCCAGAGAUCAUCAUGAGCUUCUUAUACCGAGUCACAGACUGCCAGGAUGACGUGGAGCCGAUCUACUUCUACGUCGGAGCGGUUUUCGGCCUCCAGGCGGUCUACGUCACCGCUCUGUUUGUGUGCAGCUGGGUGAUGAGCGGCACCUGGGUGGCCGGCAUGUUGGCUGUGGCCUGGUAUGUGAUCAACAGAACAGAUACAACCAAAGUGGACCAGGCCAUUCCUCUGCGGGACAACUGGGCUCUGCCUUUCUUCUCGUGCCAGGUUGCUGCUUUGACCGGAUUCCUCAGUAAUAACGUCAGCUCUGCCACUGAAAUGUUUUGCUAUCUCACCAUGAGUGCCACCACCUUCUCCUUCCUGCUGGUGUGGGAGCACAGUCACUACGUGCUCUUCAUCCAGGGCCUCUGCCUUUUCCUGCUCGACUCUUUUGACCUGGUGCCGCCACGCAAGCUGGCCGACAUUCACAAGGUGUACCUCAGCUCCUUGUUCUUGGCCUACUUGUUCCAGUUUCAGAACCCGGCCCUGCUCAGCUCUCCUCUGCUCAGCCUCAUGCUCGGAUCAGUGCUCGCGAGGUACUUCCAGCAAAAUAUGAAAAUGGGACCUCUUGUGGCCAGAGUCAUGAAACUCUUCCUACAUUUCCACCUUGUCUUUACGACAGGGAUCACCUUCAGCUAUUUGGUCAAGAAACUUAUUCCUGUGAGUGAGAGUGAUUUCAUAUUGAAAUUCCUGGAAGUCAAAUUUGGACUCAACACGACAACUGAUUUCGUCCCAAACUUCCUCAUGUGCCAAGAGAGUUUGCAGACGCCCGAUCAGGACUUUUUUCUACGCCUGACACAGGCCUCAGUCCUUCCCUUCUACUUGCUGGUGCUCUCAGUCUGCCUGCUGUCCACCCUGCAGACCAUCUACAGACGACUCAGUGGUCAGCCGAUUCAAACCAACCUGAAACUUGAAGAUGGACGAAUAGGAGAGCAGCCCGAGGUCAUCUAUCACGUGUUUCACACGCUGCUUUUUGGAGGCCUCGCUCUGCUGUUCGAUGGGAUGAAAUAUUUAUGGACCCCGUACGUCUGCAUGUUCACAGCGUUCGGUGUGUGUUCUCCAGAACUGUGGAUGACUGUCUUUAAGUGGCUUAGACUGAAGUCCAUCCACCCCGUAGUGCUGUCUCUGAUCCUGAGCACAGCUGUUCCUACGAUCAUUGGCUUCAGUUUGUGGAGAGAGUACUGCCCUCGUGUCUUAGCAGAGCUGUCGGACCUCCCUGAGUUCUACGACACAGAUACAGUCGAGCUGAUCAGCUGGAUCAGGUCUCAGGCUCCUCUGGCGGCCGUCUUUGCGGGCAGCCCUCAGCUGUUAGGAAUCGUGAAGUUGUGCACGGGUUCAGCUGUGACCAGUUUGCCGCUUUACUCCGACAUCAACCUGCUGAGGAGGACGGAGGAUACUUAUCAGGUGUACGCAAUGAGGUCUGCAGAGGACGUCUAUAAGAUUCUGACCUCUCAGAAGACGAACUACGUGAUCAUCGAAGAGUCGAUUUGUAACGAGCUGAGUCUUCAGAGGAGCUGUAGGAUCAAAGACCUGCUCGACAUUUCUAAUGGACAUGUCAUCUACGAUAAAGGACUGAUGUACUCCUUCUCCAAGCACGGACGCUUCUGCCAGGAGAUAAAGAUGAACUACUCGCCGUACACAAACUACUUCACUCGAGUUUUCUGGAACCGCUCGUACCACAUCUACAAAGUCAACUCCGUCAUCUCCUUCCAGUACUGACGGCAGCGUCUGCCUCUGUUGCCGGGACAUCACUCCGUGUUUCAUGAGCAUAUCCACCGCGUCUCACACACACAGAGGAGGACUGCAGUAUGUGUGUGUGUGCUCCAAAAAAGUCUAAUCACUGUUGUCAAAAAAACAAAACAUCCCACUGUGAGUGAUGGAGGUGUGAAUUCAGAACAACUAGCCGAGCACAGAUUACUUCGACCUUGUUUGAUAUAAACAACAUGAAAAGGACUGUUGAUGUUGAAGAACGCCAUUUUAGUCUCUGUACUGUAGAUUUAUAAACCAGGUGUUUCUGUUACUGUCGGGAGAGGUUCAUACUGUAUCGGAGGUGUCUCACUUUUUACACAACAAGAGAGUGGAAGCCUUUCUUUUUUUCCUCCCAGCGUUGCCAUCCAAAAGGGCGAUGCUUUCAAACAGAGCUAAGUCCAUCUCCGCUCUGGUUCAGACUGAAAGAGGGAAAUGUCCAGACGUCUGCUAAAUGAACUUAGAUUAAGAUCUGCUCAUACAUAAACGUUCUCUUGAAAUUAAUUCUACUUAUUUUAGCAGUCCGCUGAUUUAUAAUACCAUUAUACGGUCUUUAUUUUAUUUUGUAGAUCACUUGUUUUAUGACUAAAUACACCUCUUCUGUAGUUUUUUUUUCAACAUGCUAAACUAAGACAACAAAAACAACC